Molecule: messenger RNA, 791 nt
Organism: Eucalyptus grandis
Lineage: Eukaryota; Viridiplantae; Streptophyta; Magnoliopsida; Myrtales; Myrtaceae
Product: splicing factor YJU2-like
Exons: 6
Coding region: 40-555 (171 amino acids)
Biological process (GO): mRNA splicing, via spliceosome
Cellular component (GO): U2-type catalytic step 1 spliceosome
Source: RefSeq, a predicted model, not a curated record
ACGUCUUGGUUUGGAGUCGGAGAGAAGAAGGACGAGGAGAUGUACCCGGCGCUGCUAUCUUCCGAGCCGAGACUGCCUGGGGUUCGGAGGCGGCCCAUGAAGCGGCAGGUCAAGGUUCGGAUCAUGCUGCCGAUGAGCAUCCGGUGCAACACCUGCGGGAACCACAUCUGCCGGGGGACCAAGUUCAGUUCCAGGAAGGAGGAAGCCGUCGGCGUGACGUAUUUGGGGAUCCAGAGAUUCAGGUUUUACUUCGAAUGCAGCAAGUGCUAUGCUGAGCUCACGAUCAAAGCCUAUCCACGGGAUCCCGAUUGCAUGGUGGAGUCAGAGGCGACGAGGGUAGAAGAUUCUGUGGUGGAGAAUGGGAAAAGGAAGAGGGAUGCCGAAGAGAUGGGCGAUGUCAUGAAGUCCACGUCUUCCGAUUCCAAGAGAGAGAUUGAUAUUCUCCCUGCUCUCGAUGAUAUGGAUUCCAUGAAGGAGCAUUUUCUCCAUACUGUGGUCCAAUUCCUAUCCCUGACUGACAAAGAAAUUGGAGGAAGAGGACGAAGAGCUCAUUAAAUCAUUAGUACCCCAUGUUAUCAAUAACCACCCUUCUGUAUCUGAAAUCCAAAGAUUUUAUUCAUAGGGUCAAAGAUGAAGAUUCUGAGGAUGUGGAAGACCUGAUUCGACCUUGUGCUAGGAAUGAUGAAUCAUUGAAUAGUGCUCUCAAGUAGAGAAAAUUUUCUGAGGAAUUUUCGGACAAGCCAACAGAUUCCUUGACAAAAGCUACCAUCAGUGACUUCUCGAAUGACAGA